This is a messenger RNA of Stylophora pistillata, 4467 nucleotides long. RefSeq names its product tetratricopeptide repeat protein 28-like. The record is from RefSeq and is a predicted model, not a curated record. NCBI's taxonomy places the organism in Eukaryota, Metazoa, Cnidaria, Anthozoa, Scleractinia, Pocilloporidae.
AUGGCAGAGACAAAUUCUGGACUGCUAGAGCAACGAAAGCAAGAUCUGGUCGGUGCGAAGCUUAGCAGCGAUACGAAAGAAAAGAUGAUCUAUUACAAUAAUCGUGGCCGAGCGUAUGCAGAGCUUAGUGAUUUUAACCAAGCCACAGAUAACUUUAUGCGCAGUCUAAAGGUUGCCCGACAAGAACACGACAGAGCUUACGAAGGACAAGUGUCUUGCAGUCUUGGAGAUGCUUAUUACGAACUCCAAGAUUAUAAACUAGCCAUAGAACACUACAACAAACUCCUUAUUAUUUCCAAAGAAUUAAGCGAUAGAGAUAAAGAGAAAUAUGCAAACGACCGACUUGGCCAUUGUCAUGAAAACCUAGCUGAUUAUAAACACGCCAUAGAUUACUUCAAAAAACACCUUAUUAUUUCCAAAGAAUUAAGCGAUAGAGCUGGAGAUAAAAGUGCAAACCACCAACUUGGCUAUUGUCAUCAGAACCUCGCUAAUACCAAAGAAGCCAUGGUGCACUUCAAUAAAUUCCUCAUUAUUUGCAAAGAACUUGGCGACAGAGAUGGAGAGCGACAUGCAAAUAACAAACUUGGCUCUUGUUAUGAAAGCCUUGGCGAUUAUAAACAAGCCAUAGAACACUACAACAAACUCCUUAUUAUUUCCAAAGAAUUAAGCGAUAGAGCUGAAGAGAAACAUGCAAACCACGGACUUGGCCAUUGUCAUCAGAACCUGGCUAAUACCAAAGAAGCCAUGGUGCAUUUCAAUAAAUUCCUUAUCAUUUCCAAAGAAGUUGGAGACAGAGAUGAGGAGGGACAUGCAAAUGACAAGCUAGGCUCUUGUUAUCAAAACCUCGGCGAUUAUAAACAAGCCAUAGACUGCUACAACAAACUCCUCAUUAUUUCCAAAGAAUUGAAUGAUAGAGAUGGAGAGAAAUGUGCAAACCACCAACUUGGCCAUUGUCAUCAGAACCUGGCUAAUACCAAAGAAGCCAUGGUGCACUUCAAUAAACUCCUCAUUAUUUGCAAAGAACUUGGCGACAGAAAUGAAGAGCGACAUGCAAAUAAUAACCUUGGCUCUUGUUAUGGCGACCUCGGCGAUUAUAAACAAGCCAUAGAACACUACAACAAACUCCUUAUUAUUUCCAAAGAAUUAAACGAUAGAGCUAGAGAGAAAUAUGCAAACUACCAACUUGGCCAUUGUCAUAAGAACCUGGCUAAUACCAAAGAAGCCAUGGUGCGCUUCAACAAAUUCCUUAUUAUUUCCAAAGAACUUGGAGACAGAGAUGGAGAGAAAUGUGCAAACCACCACCUUGGCCAUUGUCAUCAGAACCUGGCUGAGAAUAAAGAAGCCACGGCGUACUUCAACAAAUUCCUCAUUAUUUGCAAAGAACUAGGGGACAGAGACGAAGAGCGACGUGCAAACAUCAACCUUGGCAGAUGUUAUGAAGGCCUCGGUGAUUAUCAACAAGCCAUAGCACACUUCAAUAAGUCCCUUGUUAUUUCCAAAGAACUAAGGGACAGAGAUGAAAAGGUUCGAGCAAACCAACAACUUGGCCAUUAUCAUAAGAACCUGGCUGAUAAUAAAGAAGCCUCAGCGCACAACAAAAAACUCAAUAACAACAAGUCUCUUGUUAUUUUCGAAGAAUUGAGGUACAGAGAUGGAGAGGGAAAUGUGAACAGAUCGCUUGGAGAUUGUUUUCAAGCCCUCUAUGAUUACGAGCAAGCCCUAGAGUACCUCGAGCAAAGUCUGAUCAUUGCCAAAGAAACUGGGAAUAAAGCUGAGGAAGGAAAGGCUAAACAUGCCCUUGGCCAUAUUUGCAUGGAUCUCGAAGAUGAUGAAAAAGCUGAAAAGUACUUCAUGCAAUGGCUUGACAUCUUGAAAGACGGCGCAGGUGACCGUGAAGAUGAACAACGGGCUUACCACGCCCUCGGGACUGUUUAUCUCCGACUUGGUAAGUUCAGCACAGCUAAAAGAUACUUCGACGAACAACUUGUCCUUGCCAAAGAAUUUAAGAAUAAGCAGGCAGAGGGAAAGUCCUAUUUCGGUCUCGGCCGGGCUUAUUUGCAGCGAGGUGAUUUUAUGGAAGCUGUUGAAUACUUCAGCCUAUUUCUUAAAAUCGCCAAUGAAGUUGAGUCUGAUUUGAAAAAAGGAUGUGGCUACCACUCUCUGGGUGAAGCCUAUCGUGAACUCAAUAAUUUUAAGGAAGCUACUAACUGCUGUACGAAAAGUCUUGCCAUUGCAAUUGAAAGGGGAAAUAAAAGUUGCGAGCAAUCGGCGAAUUAUUUCCUUGGACUCACUAUGGAAAAGUUCAAUUUCUUACAUGAAGCUGUGGAUUAUUAUCGAUCCGCUCAAAGGCUUUUCAAUGAUAUGAGGGACAUUAUUAAGGCUGAGGAUGCUCACAAAAUAUGCAUCCGAAAUUCGCAUCAGGGUACGUACAAUGCCCUGAGCAGAACUUUGCUGAAACUUUCAAAAUUUGGCGAGGCUUUGUGUGUUGCUGAUCAAGGACGAGCACAAGUCUUACUCGAUCACAUGAAGCAACAGUAUCAAAUGGAAUGUCCUCCUCCCAGGACAACAGAGCCUGACAUAGCACGUUUGGUUUCCGCACAAACCAUUUUCAUUGCACUUGAAAACAAAUGCAUUAAUAUCUGGCUGGCCUGUAACGACAACGAUGUUCAAUUUCGACAUGAAAACGCAAACCACGUUUACGGGUUCGAGAAUGAUCUCUGUCCAUUCUGCUUAGAAUGUUUGACGGGGGCAGCUUUGAAAGAGAAUGAGUUUGCUGCUCGAGUUAUCUGUGAGGAUCGUUCUUUGGAUGCAUGGAGGCCAGAUCUAUCGCAGCAAGAAGACGAAUCUCGUCAUGAAAUGUCAGUGUCACCGUCAGAGGACCGCCUUCUUCUUGAUGCACCCAGAGAUGAAACACCACAGGACAAAGAAACUUGUCAUGGAAUGUCCAAGUUGCCAGAAAGUCAAAGGAAUUCCUUACGACUGUUGUAUGACGUUGUUAUCGGCCCCAUUUCCAACUACUUGAAAGGUGAUGAAUUAGUCAUUGUUCCCGAUGGUUUACUAUGUCAGGUUCCUUUUGCUGGCUUUCUCGAUGAAGACUCAAAGUACCUCAGUGAAUCGUUUAAGAUCCGCAUCGUUCCGUCACUGACCAGUUUGAAAUUAAUCAAAGAUUGUCCUGAAGACUACCAUUGUAAGAGCGGGGCGCUGCUUGUAGGUAAUCCGUGUGUGGAGGAGAUAACAGAGCUCCGUGGGAAGCCUUGGUUUCAAACUCUGCUUCACGCGGAAAAGGAAGUGCAGAUGAUCGGAGAAAUUAUUGAUGCCACUCCACUCAUCGGAAAGGACGCGACUAAAGACGAGGUACUGAAACGAAUCACUUCUGUCGCUUUGGUCCACGUUGCAGCUCAUGGAAGUGCGGAGACAGGUGAGAUUUGUUUGGCUCCAAACCCUUCAAGGAAGAACAAGAAGCCGGAGAAGGAAGAUUACAUGCUGAAAAUGUCAGACAUCCAGGCUCUGAAGAUCCGAGCAAGACUUGUUGUGCUCAGCUGCUGUCACAGUGGUCGCGGGAAAGUUUCUGCCGAAGGAGUGGUCGGUAUGGCAUGGGCUCUCUUGGGCUCUGGUGCUCGCUCUGUUCUGGCGUCACUCUGGGCAAUUGGUGACGAGGCCACAAAGGAGUUUAUGAAAGCUUUCUAUCAACAUCUCAAGGAUGGCGACACUGCUAGUGCAGCUAUCAAUAAAGCUAUGAAAUGCCUUAGAGAAUCUGAGAAGUUUAGCGCUCCAAAGAACUGGGCUCCAUUUGUGAUCAUUGGUGAUGACGUCACGCUGGAUUUCAGAGAACUGGAGGACGAACAUAACGAAUGAAUGAGAUCAGUGGUCUGUCAUUUGAUUAUUUUCGUGCAUAUUUGACUUUAUCUAUAGCAUCCGCUUUAAUCGCGAUUUGAGAUCCGUGUUAAGUUUUAUUCGGUCAUUAUUUCAAGCAAGUAUGCCAUAUUUAGGUGAGCUCUUGGUACCUGAACAUUGAACUUUGUAGAGUUGAACGCCAAAGAAAGCGUACGAAAAACGUGAACAUUGAUACAAGUAGUUGAUACAGCUUCAGACAGGACUUUGAUGCCAUUGUGAUUCAAUUAAUGACUAGGAAGCUGACAAGUAAACCCUUUUCUUAUUUUUCUCUUGUGGUAAAUGAGUGUAAAAAUAUUUCAGUCCAAUUUUUCUUAUGCCUCAUUUUUUAGUUUCCCUCUAAUUUCGGUUUGCAUGAAUGUACGAUAACGAGUUUGAAACAAAGGAAAAUAAACAAUUUUGUAAAAGAAAAAAGAGCCAUGAAGUUGUUCUCAGUGAUAAGAAAAUUCUCAGCUAAAACUCUCGAGUGGUCAUGCAGUGUUUCUGGAAAAACAUAUUGAAGGAUAACUAAAUCAUAAUUGCAGUGGCAUAACGAGAGAUGAUUCAGCUUGUAAAUUCUGCCUUAAAUUUCCGCAU